GCAGCAUCGGGAGCGGGAGCGGCGGCGGCGGCGGAGGCAUCAGGGACAGGGAGGAUGAGGUCCACGUACAGAUCGCAGGGGUAUGUACGUCGUUGGAACGCUCAAGCGCGAGAGGUGUUCGAUGAAUUGCCUGCUGGUGUAUGGCGUCCCGUUGGGUCAAUGGGUUUUUGGUUCCGGUAUUGGGGUUUGUGUGUCAUCUCCUUUCCUCAGUGGUCAGUGCGCGUGCUCAUGAUUGUUUUGUGAUUGCUGCAUGAGCUCGGUGGCAUGUGCGCGUGCGUCCGUUUUCAGUUACUGUCCAUUCAGUUAAUGUGUUUGAUUGGUCGUUCACCAGAGCUGGUUCAGCUGUUAAUUACGACUUCAAAUAUUUGCAACGUUUCAUGAGGAUGUGUAGGAAACCUUUGGUUUCUGCACUUUAAUAACCAGGCCUGUAUUAUUCUUUUCUUGUUUGGGAAUAAUAAUGUCAGCUUUAGGGGAACAGCGCUGUUUUUUUUUUCAGAAUACCGUGGACAAUUUUUUUUUUGUGUGCAGUAAUUUAGAGCACUGUGGGGGUUAUGCCCUAUUCGUCAGGAAAAGCAGCCAAGCUGGGUUUUCACUUGUCUAAGAAACAAGCGUUUAUAGUUUGGGAUCUCCUGUUACCGAUCGUCCAAACCUGAAACUUCAUCUACUAACGGAACAGCUCCUCAAAACUCCCAUACCAGGCAUUGGCAUUGGUGGUUGAUGGUAGCUCUGAACAUUUUCUUCCUCGUUGCUGGUCAGACAGCAUCGACACUCCUUGGUAGGUUCUACUACAACCAAGGUGGAAACAGCAAAUGGAUGUCCACAUUUGUCCAAACCGCUGGCUUUCCAGUAUUGUUUGUCGCCCUAUAUCUGUUCCGUUCAAAGUCGCCUUCUACUCAAACAACCACCAGUAACCCUGAGACUUCUGUCACCAAAAUUACUCUUAUAUACAUUGUCUUGGGCCUCAUCAUUGCUGCCGAUGACUUGAUGUAUUCCUAUGGCCUCUUGUACCUUCCUGUAUCAACAUAUUCGCUCAUAUGCGCUAGUCAGCUGGCCUUCAAUGCUGUCUUCUCUUAUGUCCUGAAUGCUCAAAAGUUCACUGCAUUGAUCCUCAACUCGGUAAUCCUCCUUACCUUUUCUGCUGCACUUCUUGGAGUCGACGAAGAUUCUCAGGGUACUAAUGGUUUGUCGCGUGGGAAGUACAUAUUGGGUUUCACAUUGACCCUAGGAGCCUCAGCCACAUACUCACUAAUACUCUCUCUAAUGCAAGUCACAUUUGAGAAGGUUAUUAAGAAGGAAACGUUCUCAGUCGUGUUGAAUAUGCAGAUAUAUACAGCACUAGUGGCAACAAUAGCUUCUCUUGUUGGGUUAUUUGCAAGCGGUGAGUGGAAGACUUUAGAGGGAGAGAUGCAUGCCUUCAGCUCAGGGAGGUUGUCAUAUGUGAUGACACUUCUAUGGACUGCUGUAUCUUGGCAGAUAGCUUCUGUAGGAGUGGUGGGUUUGAUCUUUGUUGUGUCAUCACUCUUUUCAAAUGUGAUAAGCACACUAGCUCUACCCAUCAUUCCAGUUUUUGCUGUGAUUUUCUUCCACGACAAGAUGAAUGGAGUGAAGAUUAUUGCUAUGUUGAUGGCCAUCUGGGGAUUUGUUUCAUAUGGAUACCAAUUAUAUAUUAGUGACAAGAAAGCUAGGAAGACUUCAGUAAGUGUGGAGGAGAAUUCCUAAGUGCUUGUUGGCUUAUUACAUUGUUCUUUGUGGCUCCUAUACCACUUUAAGUUGCUGGUAUUGAGGAGAUACUAGUUAUUGUAGCCAAAAGGAAGCUCAUUAAAGAAUCUCAGGCUGCAGAAUUCAUAGGUAUAUACUUCUGUUAGUAUUGUCAUAUGUACGGUUGUAUUAUCCCCAAGAUAAUAAGAAUAACAUUUCCGGAGGCAUGCUCUCUAGAUUUCUAAUUCUCUCGUAAAUACUUGCUUGCCUUGA
This is a messenger RNA of Sorghum bicolor (sorghum), 1971 nucleotides long. Its product is annotated as probable purine permease 11. Gene Ontology annotation, cellular component: membrane. Lineage: Eukaryota; Viridiplantae; Streptophyta; Magnoliopsida; Poales; Poaceae. The coding region runs from base 718 to 1719 and encodes 333 amino acids. The transcript has 3 exons. Gene Ontology annotation, molecular function: purine nucleoside transmembrane transporter activity. The record is from RefSeq and is a predicted model, not a curated record.